This is a messenger RNA of Suillus plorans, 1167 nucleotides long. RefSeq lists its product as uncharacterized. The transcript has 6 exons. The record is from RefSeq and is a predicted model, not a curated record. Lineage: Eukaryota; Fungi; Basidiomycota; Agaricomycetes; Boletales; Suillaceae. Bases 190 to 1119 code for a protein of 309 amino acids.
UCGAAUGUCUUCCCGUCGUCGACCUCCGUUUGAACUUUGCAGCAAAUUCAGGAUGACUUUGUGAAAACGACAAGUUUGACUCUGGCAUCGUGGGAGUUCAACGUUCAACAAUUGAUGGUAGGUGUCCAUGAUCAUGUGCAUGAGCGCUUGGUCGCUCUUCUUCACGCCUACUAGUCACCAGAUUCAACCAUGCCCAAGGAAGAUACAAAACUGCCCGACUGGUCGAAAUUGUCGGGUAUUGCUCUUUCCAGUGCUUCCCAUGCUCUGGCAGAGGUCAAACAAAUGAGCAAUCAGGCCGUGUCCCCGCCCAAUGUAAACCUGCCUGACUGGUCGAAAGUGUCGGGCGCUGUUCUAUCCCGUGCGUCCGAUGCUCUGGCGGAGGUCAAACAACUAAGCAAUCAAGCCAUAUCUAAGAAAGAUGAUAUAAACCUGCCAAACAUAGACUGGUCGAAAGUAUCGGGUGAUAUCGUCUCUCAUGGGUCCGACGCUCUGACAGGGGCUAAACAAUUGGUUAAUCGGGUUUCCGCGCAUGGCCACUGGAGCUCUUAUAUGCCAGUGCUUCAGCAAUACCAGGAGAAGGCGUGGCAGCGCAUAGGGAUGAUAUCGAACCCAUUCGGUGUUCACUCGAUCAAAGUGUGGGGGACUAUUCUCGCGGGCACUUCCAAAUUGCGGGACAACAUUUUCUCGGGCGUUUCCAAAUUGUGGGGUGUCAUUCCCUCGGACCCUUUCAGAUUGUGGAGGUUCAUCCUUUCUAAAUUAUGGGGCACUGCUAGAACUCCCUUGAGCACUUCCGAUUCCAAUUCGUUCACUGCCCUCUCCUGUGUUUCGUAUGCUCUGACAGGAGUUAACGCCUGGUCGAUCAGGCAUCCAUAUUUCGCAGCUGCAGUUUUGCUAUCCAUCUCUGGGGAUCCUGAUAUCCUUCUUGGGCCAUUGACGGGAAAACCUGCACCGUACACUCGGACCUCGACUGUUCCCAAUUACUGCGAAAAUGCGAUCACGAAUGAAUACGAGAAUGUGGAUGCACGCAAAAGUGAAUCGACGAUCGUGCUUAGUGUCUCUUGGAUGACGGGUCUUGGAGCUUUGUUUGUUUUGGGUAGGACAUGGGGGUGGUGGGAUUGAUAUGGUGAUGCCGUGUAUUAGUGUGUUGCGCCGAAGUGUUCUGUAGGU